Molecule: messenger RNA, 2671 nt
Organism: Prorocentrum cordatum
Lineage: Eukaryota; Dinophyceae; Prorocentrales; Prorocentraceae
Source: the annotation of a GenBank genome assembly
AGGCAGCCACUCCGGCACAGGACCCAGGGCAUCCCCUUGGAGCCUCCCCGGGAAGCCCGAGACCUCCCCAGCGCUGCCCCUGGGCCCGCACAGCCGCCCUGCUGACGAGACAUGGCCGCGGUCCGGGCCGUCGCCGGCCCCCGCGCCGCGUGCCGCGGCGCCGGCGCGCACGUGCACCUGGGCUUCCAGGCGCCCUGCGGCCCCGGCGGCUGGGGGUGCGGCUCCCCAUGCUUGGGGGGCCUGGCCUGCGAGUCCGAACGGCCCACCGCCCUGCCGCUGAGCUGCUGCGGAGGCGCGGCGCCCGACAGGCUCACCUUCCAGUCGGACGCGUCCGAGAGGGUCAGCUGCGGCUCCGUGGCCCGGGGCGCGCUGCGGGUGGAGCCGCCGGGGCGGUGGACCUUCGGCUCUGGGGCGGGCACUGCUGAGCUGCUGGGCGGCGGCGAGGAUGGCCCCAGCGACGGCGAGGAAGCCGACGCGGACGGCGGUCCUGCAGAAGAUCUUGGUGUGGCCCAGCACGGACGACGAGGGCGAGGGCGAGCCCCAGCUGAAGGCCGCGUGGGAGCUCUGGCUGCGCCGCCGCCGGCGGCGCCGCGGCUCCCGCCGGUCAUCCACGCCCCCGCGGCGGCUUUCGCGGCGACGGGCGGGGCACCGCCGCCGGGAGUCCCCGCGCCUCGGGAGGCGCAGGCCCGGGAGGUGGCCCACGAGUGGGGGGCGAGCCAGAGGGGUCGGCGCGACGAUCGGCCCCAGAUCACAACCGUGGUGGUGCGCAACUUGCACGUCCGCACGUCUCAGCAGGAGUUCCUCGACGAGGUCAACCGCAGUGGCUUCGCGGACAUGUACGAUUUCGCAUACAUCCCAAGGAGCUUCGAAGACGGCUCCGGGAAAGGCAACGGCUUCAUCAAUUUCAAGACUCGAGAGGCGGCCAGGGCUUUUGCGGCCGCGUGGCACCGCUCCAGGCGCCUCGGCAUGGAGGACGAGACUGGCCGAGUAGUCCCCCUCAACGUCUCCAGCGCUUCUCUGCAGGGCCUCGCGGCCAACCUGCGCAAGUGGACUGGCGCGCGGGUGACGCGCGUCAAGAAUCCAGAGUUCUUGCCUUUCGUCCUCAGGGACGCAGAGCCAGAGCCGCAUGCCUGCGUUCUGGAGAACCCAGGUUCUGCCGCCAUCGAUGCGACGAGACCUCGCUGAGACCACAGGGCUUCUGCCAAUUGCACCUCGGACGUGUCGUAGAAUUGGUUUUGGGCUCGGGCCCAAAUAGAUUUUCACAGAGCUGGCCACGGGAUGUAUCCACAAUCACGCCUGGUUUGGGCCACGUCUGUCUUACCGUUUAGCUUCCGACAGGCGCGCUGGUGCGUCGCAGUUGAGCGCGUUAGUGGCUCUCCGCUGCCGCGACCCAUAGAGACGACGUAAUUACGUAGCUUGCUGUGGGACUCAACCUCCUGAGGACAACGAUGGUUCGGAGGACGCGCUGGUGCGUAACAGUUUGGCGCGUUAGGGGCUCUCUGCUGCCGCGGCCCAAGUAGACGUACAUAAUUUUCGCUGGGUCUGCCUCUUGAGCAGGUCAUUUCGUAGAUCCUUAGAUCUCACUCAUAGACAUAUCAUCCUCUGUUGUUGCUUGCUUCUGCCCCAUCGUGCCGUGUGUCCGUCUCCCUCUGCCUGCUGAUACAGCAACGCGCGGAUUCGCAGAUCAUGCCAGCAGUUUUCGCGCUCUCACUCUAGCUGCGCGCCUUAAAUGCCCAUGUCUUUGAACCCGAGCGAGAUGUCAGAACCGCUCGCUGUUGGGCGCCACAAGCCAAGGUCUGCUUGUGGCUACACGUGGACCAUGUGACCCUCUGAGGAGGAGAGGUGUCUGGGGGCUGGCGGAGGGGGACCGCGGCGCUUUCUCUGCGGCACGAGUGGGGAGGGAGCUCCCUCGAAAGGGAGCUCCCUCGCCUGCAGCACCGUGCACCGCGCUUGCCCUGGGCAAGCACUUAUACGCUGCGCCGCUCGGGGAGCACGCUCUCCCUCCGAGGGCCUGGGGAACCGAGCGCCCGGCCUCCCCCGAGAGCUCGGGGAUCGCCUCCUUUCUCUUCCUGGCGGGUGGAGUACUUCACCCUGCUCCCUCGAGGGCUCGGGGAACCUGCUCUCGUCCUCGUCCUCCUCCUCCUCCUCCUCCUCCUCCUCCUCCUCCUCCUCCUCCUCUCUGGCCAGGGGCCUCUUCUCGAGCCUGCCCCUGCUCCUGCUGCUGCUCCGAGCAGCGAUGCUGUAGGUGAUGAAGGGUCGGUCGAGCCCCAGGCGUCGGCGGGGAGCGUGAUGCCCCGCGCCUCUGGGGAGGCGAAGCAGGCGAGCCGACUGCUAUGCCUUCCCUGCCUUGACGCCACCAGCGUCGCCAAGUUGCAUGGGUUCUCCUCGCCUGAUGAGCUUGUUGGGUGGGAGAGGUCCCGUCAGAGAGCUCCUGAGGAGCCUGAAUUAAUCGACGAGGAUUAAUUCGUGGCCGUGCGGCCAGGGGCGCCAUGUGGCGCCCGCAUAGUCAGUACCCUCAGUACCCUCCUCUCUGGCCAGCUGGAGCAGAGAGACUUCCCCAGGGUCCUGAGCGCGAGGCUCUGUACCCUGAGUACGAGGCCUCAGCCGCCGCUUCCCCUCCCCGCACCUCCCCCGUCCGUCUGCUCCUCCUCCUCCUCCUCCUCCUCCUCCU